CCUGUCCUCCAUUUUUAUUUUUCAUCCGGUUUUACAACUUUUCUGUCUGCUUCCUUCCUCUUAGAGUCUUAGUGAUCCAGCCCAAGUCCGAGGAAAAGAAAAAGAACUUUCAGAAGAGAGAAAAUAGGAUAGGACCUUCGAUUUCCGGUCACGGGGAUCCAUAAUCCACAUUCAGGCAGAUCCGGAAAAUCUAUUCUGGUUCACUGCGGACUGCGGUAAAAUUCCGUCUUCUCUCCUCUCUUCCUUCAUGCUUCUUGUCUUUCCUCCAGUCCAUUUUGUCAAUUGGCCGAGACCAAAAAUUGUCGCUGUACACUUCUGUACUCUCUCUCCCGCCCUCUGCGCGCCGUACUUGCGGGGAAGCUCCGUUGCGGAAGCGUGCAUUUCAGGUCUCCUUGUCCUUUUGCAUUCCAUCCUUGUUUUACCUUUUCCCGCUAAGAAUUCCUUUCAUGGAGGUUUAUGAGUCGUUGCACCAGUCCUUGUGACCUUGUCUCUCUCUCUCUUGCGGGAACUUUCGGUGGCUUCUGCAUGUUAGGGGCGCUUUAUGUGGAUUCUCUGUCUUGCAGAAUAUGAGUAGCUUGGUUGAGAGGCUUAGAGCCCGAUCUGAGCGGAGGCCAACAUAUCACUUAGACGAGUCAGACGAUGAAGCUGAUUUUGUGGCGAGAAAAGGUGCGAAACCACAUGAAGAAAUCGAGAGGAUAGUUCGACCUGAUAAGAAAGAUGAUAAAUGUCAAGUAUGCAGUGAAAGUGGGGAACUUGUGAAUUGCGAAACCUGCACUUAUGCUUACCAUGCCAAGUGCCUUCUUCCACCUCUUAAAGCUCCUCUUUCCAGCAGUUGGAGAUGUCCUGAAUGUGUUAGUCCUCUAAAUGAUAUUGAGAAGAUAUUGGACAGCGAAAUGCGUCCUACUUCAGCUGACGAUGAUGAUGCUUCUAAGUUGGGGUCAAAGCAAAUCUAUGUUAAGCAGUAUUUGGUUAAAUGGAAGGGGUUGUCGUAUCUUCACUGCACUUGGGUCCCUGAGAAAGAGUUUGUGAAGGCAUUCAAGUCAAAUCCUCGUCUUAGGACUAAAGUAAACAACUUUCAACGACAAACGACGUCAGCCAAUUCUGAGGAUGAAUCUGCUAUCCGGCCAGAGUGGACUACAGUUGAUCGCAUUCUUGCUUGCAGGGGCGAGGAUGAUGAAAAGGAAUAUCUUGUGAAGUAUAAAGAACUUCCUUAUGACGAAUGUUACUGGGAAUUUGAAUCUGAUAUAUCUGCAUUUGAGCCAGAAAUAGAGAAGUUCAAUACAAUUCAGUCAAGGGCAAAUCGGCUGUCUAAGCAAAAGAGUUUUCUUGAUGCUACUGAUGCGAAGAAGAAAUUGAAAGAAUUUCAGCAGUAUGAACAAAGCCCUGAAUUUCUUGCAGGAGGCUCCUUGCAUCCAUAUCAACUUGAAGGUUUAAACUUCCUGCGGUUUUCUUUUUCCAAGCAGACGCAUGUCAUUCUUGCUGACGAGAUGGGUCUAGGGAAAACUAUACAAAGUAUUGCCUUUCUUGCAUCUCUGUUCAAAGAGAAUGUGUACCCUCAUUUGGUGGUUGCUCCACUUUCCACAUUGAGAAACUGGGAACGUGAAUUUGCAACAUGGGCACCUCAAAUGAAUGUCGUUAUGUAUGUUGGUUCUGGUCAAGCUCGUGCUGUUAUUAGGGAAUCUGAAUUUUACUACCCUAAGAAUCACAAGAGGAUCAAGAUAAAGAAAUCUGGUCAACUUGUUAAAGAAAGCAAGCAAGAUAGGAUAAAAUUCGAUGUGCUAUUGACUUCGUAUGAGAUGAUUAACUUGGACACAGCAUCGUUAAGGCCCAUUAGAUGGGAGUGCAUGAUCGUUGAUGAAGGCCAUCGCCUAAAAAACAAGGAUUCAAAACUCUUUCUCUCGUUGAAGCAAUAUUCUAGUAAUCACCGUGUUCUGUUAACAGGAACCCCUCUCCAGAACAAUCUGGAUGAGCUAUUCAUGCUCAUGCACUUCCUUGAUGCUGGAAAGUUUGCAAGUUUGGAGGAGUUCCAAGAAGAGUUCAAGGAUAUAAAUCAGGAGGAGCAGAUUUCUCGACUUCAUAAAAUGUUGGCUCCCCACCUCCUAAGAAGAGUGAAGAAGGAUGUGAUGACUGAAUUACCUCCUAAAAAGGAACUCAUUCUUCGGGUUGAGCUCAGCAGCGUGCAAAAGGAAUAUUACAAGGCAAUUCUAACUCGUAAUUACCAAAUUCUAACUCGGCGUGGUGGUCCACAGAUUUCACUUAUCAAUGUGGUUAUGGAACUGCGGAAGCUCUGCUGUCAUCCUUAUAUGUUGGAAGGAGUCGAACCGGCAAUAGAAGAUCCCAAUGAAUCUUUCAGGCAAUUUCUGGAUUCAUCGGGAAAGUUACAAUUGCUUGACAAAAUGAUGGUGAAGCUAAAAGAGCAAGGGCAUAGAGUUCUGAUUUAUUCUCAAUUUCAGCACAUGCUGGACUUGCUUGAGGAUUACUGUCUCCAUAAGAAAUGGCUAUAUGAACGAAUUGAUGGGAAAGUUGCUGGAGCUGAGAGGCAGAUUCGCAUAGAUCGGUUUAAUGCAAAAAAUUCUUCAAGAUUCUGUUUCCUUCUCUCUACUAGAGCUGGAGGACUGGGAAUAAACCUUGCAACGGCUGAUACAGUUAUUAUAUACGACAGUGAUUGGAAUCCACAUGCUGACCUCCAAGCAAUGGCUAGGGCUCAUCGACUUGGCCAAACCAACAAGGUGAUGAUUUAUAGACUCAUAACACGUGGAAGUAUUGAGGAGCGCAUGAUGCAACUGACUAAGAAGAAAAUGGUUUUGGAGCAUCUUGUUGUUGGGAGGUUGAAGGCUCAAAAUAUUAACCAGGAAGAAUUGGAUGACAUUAUCAGGUAUGGGUCAAAGGAGCUAUUUGCUGACGAGAAUGAUGAAGCAGGAAAAUCUCGUCAAAUUCAUUAUGAUGAUGCUGCUAUCAACCGAUUACUGGACCGUGAACAAAUUGGAGAUGAAGAGGCAACAUUGAAUGAUGAAGAGGAAGACGGAUUUCUGAAGGCAUUCAAGGUCAUUUUCUCAACAUUUGCUGUUGCAAACUUUGAGUAUAUUGAAGAAGCAGAGGAAGAAGUUCCAAAGCCUGCACCAGAUACGAUGAGCAAUUCUGAGAAGUUGAAUUUCUGGGAGGAGCUGUUAAGAGGCAAAGUUGAAGAGCAAAAGGUGGAGGAGUCUAAGACUCUUGGAAAAGGGAAAAGAAGCCGCAAACAGAUCGCGUCCAUUGAAGAUGACGACCUUGCUGGUAUGGAAGAUUUAACAUCUGAUGGGGAGGACGAUAACUAUGAAGCAGAUUUAACAGAUGGAGAAAAUUCAUCGGGGACUCAGGCUGGGAGAAGGCCUUACAGAAAGAGAGCUCGUAGGGACAAUUCUGAACCUAUUCCUUUGAUGGAAGGAGAAGGAAGGUCUUUCAAAGUACUGGGUUUCAAUCAAAACCAGAGGGCUUUGUUUGUCCAAAUAAUAAUGAGAUUUGGAUUUGGGGAUGAAAACUGGAAGCAGUUUGUAACUCGCAUGAAACAGAAGACUUUGGAAGAAAUUCACAAGUAUGGAGACUCUGAUUUACAAUCUUUCUCUAUUGGAGUUGCAUUUAUGAUUUUGAUUAUAGAUGGUGUUCCCAAAGAAGGACUUAGAAUUGCAGACGUGCUGGUUAGAAUUGCAACAUUGAAUAUAGUGAGGGAAAAGGUGAGGCUCGUAUCAGAGAAUCCUAGCAUGCCUCUUUUUGACGGGGAAGUUUAUCCGCGCUUGCCUGGGCUUAAGUGCGGAAAAUUUUGGACUGAAGCACAUGAUAAAGUUCUACUCAAGGCAGUAAUCAAGCAAGGGUAUGGACGAUGGCAAGCUAUCCUUGAUGACAAGGACUUAAAGAUACAAGAAGUUAUCUCCCAAGAGCUGAAUCUUCCCGCUAUAAACCUACCGACCCCUGGACAAAUGGCUGCUCAGGCACAAAAUGGUGCCAGUUCUGAAACUGCUGAAGGUCCAGGUAUCCAGCCAGCCUCAGUAAAUGUUUCCGCGAAUGAUCUUGGUACUAAUAUGCCCCAUGGAACAAGUCAAGGGCAAUCAUACCAAGAAUCAAUACUUUACCAGCUCAGAGAUAUGCAGAGAAGAAUGGUUGAGUUUGUUAAGAAAAGGGUGCUUCUUCUUGAGAAGGCGAUGCACGCUGAGUGCCAGAUACAAUACUUCGCUAACCUUGAUGCGAAGCCGGAGAAGAAAGGGCUUGGUAGUGAAACUAGGGGAGCCAAUGGUACAGCUUCAGGUUCGGUGAAUAUUGAUAUGGUAACAAACAAUCAACACCCUCAAAUGGAAGAAAUAACACCAAAAGAUGCUCUUACUGCUGGAUGUGUCAAUGAUCCAGAUCGGUUGGAAAUGGUUGGCCUUUACAACAAGAUGUGCAAGACUGCUGACAAUGUUGUUGCUCCUGAAGUAGCCGAGACAUCUUCAAGAAGCCGAACAGCUAGUUUUGAAUCGAAGCCUAACCUCCAGCCGCUGGAGACCGUCUGUGAACAGAUGAGUCAUGUUCUCUCAAACCCAGAGCAGAAGAAUGCAACGGCUUCAGAACAACCAGUGCCAGACGUAGAGCCAAAACUACCAAAGCUGCCUCCAGCUGGUUUCGGCAGGAAGGAGGUUGAUUUGCAGAAUCAAAUCAGCUCACUGUUUGGGCCUACGCCAGAGUCGGCCGAUGUGGAAAUGGGAGAACAAUGGAAGAGCGAUGCUAACCCGGGAAUAGAGAGCAGCAGCAAAGCAAAUGAUGCUACCACAGCUGCUGAGAAUCAAACAUCUGGUACUGGAUUCGUCGCGUUAGAUGAUUGAGAAACAUGAACUCCAGGACAGGCUCAUUGUGUUAUUUUCUUUUAAGUCAUAGGUGUGAUUUUAAGAAGCAGCUGGUAGGAAUUUACAAUGGAAACUUGGGGUAGGGGGUAACUGAUGUAAAACAAUGAUCAAUUAAUUUUUAACAGAUCAGUGACCUAAAUUUGAUAGACGAAUGGAGCUCCUUCUUAGUAACUCUAGUUGUUGAAAGUGGAAAAAAAAUGGGUC
Messenger RNA from Linum tenue, 5057 nucleotides. NCBI's taxonomy places the organism in Eukaryota, Viridiplantae, Streptophyta, Magnoliopsida, Malpighiales, Linaceae. The record is from the annotation of a GenBank genome assembly.